This is a messenger RNA of Phodopus roborovskii (desert hamster), 524 nucleotides long. Its product is annotated as resistin-like beta. The coding region runs from base 70 to 399 and encodes 109 amino acids. Gene Ontology annotation, molecular function: hormone activity. The transcript is spliced from 4 exons. NCBI's taxonomy places the organism in Eukaryota, Metazoa, Chordata, Mammalia, Rodentia, Cricetidae. Gene Ontology annotation, cellular component: extracellular region. The record is from RefSeq and is a predicted model, not a curated record.
GGAAAGCAUUCUUCCCAGCCCAAAAACUUUCCUGAGCUUUCUGACCAAGGAGGCUGACUUUCUACAAGCAUGAAGCCCACAGUAUGUUUCCUCCUCAUCUUCAUCUCCCUUCUUCAUCUGAUGAUCUCAGUGAACACUCACUCCUCUGAAGACUCUUUGGUGACUGGAAAGAUCCGGGAAGCUCUCAAUGGUAGAGGCUACCAUCGGGAGCCUAAGAAGCUCUCCUGCUUUAGUGUUCAAAAAUCAGGCAGAUGGGCUUCCUGUCCUGGGGGGAUGGCUGUCACUGGUUGUGCUUGUGGCUAUGGUUGUGGAUCUUGGGAUAUUCAGAAUGGAAAUACUUGCCACUGCCAGUGCUCAGUCAUGGACUGGACCACUGCCCGCUGUUGCCGUCUGGCCUGAGAAUCCAAUUUUUAAAUUAUGACCAUAAUGAAACCAUGGUCUCAACCAGGAAACCUGAUUCAAUGUCUUCAUAAUGAAUUCAUAUUACCCAAUAAUUCUUCCUGUGAAAUAAAGACAUAUCUGUA